GAGCACUCUCAAGAGAGAGCCACACACCCACCUCCAGCAGCCGAAUCGCCACAACCCAGCAGGCCAGCAAUUGCAGCAGCAGCAGCAGGACGAACCGCCAAUCACAAAGCACCUUGGAGAACUGCAGGAUGCAGAUGUCUCCAGCUUUUGCCUGCUUAGCCCUGGGCCUGGCCCUGGUCUUUGGUGAAAGGUCCACCUUGCACCCUCAAGAGUCCCAGAUGGCCCAACUGGCCACAGACUUUGGAGUGAAGGUGUUUCAGCAGGUGGCACAGGCCUCCAAGGACCGCAAUGUGGUUUUCUCUCCCUAUGGGGUGGCCUCGGUGCUGGCCAUGCUGCAGCUGACAACAGGAGGAGGAACCCGGCAGCAGAUCCAAGCGGCCAUGGGAUUUAAGAUUGAUGAGAAGGGCAUGGCCCCCGCCCUCCGUCACCUGUACAAGGAGCUUGUGGGACCAUGCAACAAGGAUGAGAUCAGCACCACUGAUGCCAUCUUUGUCCAGCGGGAUCUGAAGCUGGUCCAGGGCUUCAUGCCCCACUUCUUCAGCCUGUUCCGAAGCACUGUCAAGCAAGUGGACUUUUCAGAGGUGGAAAGAGCCAGAUUCAUCAUCAAUGACUGGGUGAAGAGACACACAAAAGGUAUGAUCAGUGACUUACUUGGGGAAGGGGCCGUGGACCAGCUGACGCGCCUGGUGCUGGUGAAUGCCUUCUACUUCAAUGGCCAGUGGAAGAUGCCCUUCCCAGACUCAGGAACCCACCGCCGCCUCUUCCACAAGUGCGAUGGCAGCACCGUCUCUGUGCCCAUGAUGAGUCAGACCAACAAGUUCAACUACGCUGAGUUUACCACCCCUGAUGGCCAUUACUACGACAUCCUGGAACUGCCCUACCACGGGGACACCCUCAGCAUGUUCAUCGCUGCCCCCUAUGAGAAAGAGGUGCCACUCUCUGCCCUCACCAGUGUCCUGGAUGCCCAGCUCAUCAGCCAGUGGAAAGGCAAUAUGACCAGACUGCCCCGCCUCCUGGUUCUGCCCAAGUUCUCCCUGGAGAGUGAAGCUGACCUCAGGAGGCCCCUGGAGAACUUGGGGAUGACUGACAUGUUUAGGCCAGACCAGGCAGACUUCUCGAGUCUUUCAGACCAAGAGCUUCUCUAUGUGUCGCAGGCACUGCAAAAAGUAAAGAUUGAGGUGAACGAGAGCGGUACAGUGGCCUCCUCCUCCACAGCCAUCCUAGUCUCAGCCCGAAUGGCCCCUGAGGAGAUCAUCAUGGACAGACCCUUCCUCUUUGUGGUUCGGCACAACCCCACAGGAACAGUCCUUUUCAUGGGCCAAGUGAUGGAACCCUGACCAUGGGCAGAGAAGCCCUCUUCUGGGACAAAACUGGAGAUGCAUUAAAAAGAAGAAGCUCUGAUGAAGUGCACUUUUGCUUUAAUGACUCUUUCUGGAGAAAGAGAAAACAUUUGCCUUUUUCUGAAAAAUGGUAAAUUUUUCAAAUCUGCCACCUAGACCUCAGCCUCUCCCAAGAGUGGGAGAGAGGACCUUGGCUCCAGACUCCCUAGUCAGAGCCCUUGGGAGAGAACUCUGAUGCACAACUCCCAGGAGGUCUCCAACCCAGACUGUAAAACUUGCAGGAUCAUUUGCACAGCUGCUUCAGCCCAUGUCUCUGCCCAUUCAGAUCUUCAGACCUGGUUGACACUGAUGCCCUAGCAGCAUGGAACCACAGACUUACAGGAGUGUUUGUAUACUUGGUAGAAACAAUUUAUGUUCUGGUCACGUUGCCGUCACUCUUGCACUGUCUGCCACUGCUGAGGAGGCUGGCAACAGGCCAAAGAAGGCCAGUGGAAGAAACACCCUUUCAUCUCGAGGUGCAUCCCAGCACUGACCAUCCUUCCCUGGCUCAGAGGUGCUGCGGACUGGCAGAUCAAAUGCCCACCCAGUGCUGAGACUCCCUUCUCCCCCCAAGCCUGGGCAUUUCCCUCCCCAGAAACAGUGUGCAUAUACUAUUUUGGAGUGUAGGUGACUUGUUUACUCACAGAAGCAGGUUUUUGCUUCCACAAACUUUGUUUUUCAGGAAUAGAGGAAGAAAGGUCAGAUGUGUGCCUGGCUCUGCCGCCAAUCUCCUGGUGGAGAGGGUAGGAGCCAGAGGUGUCCUUGAAUAUUUAUCGCAUCGUUGCCCCUGUAUGCUUGUUAGAGAGAAAAAGGACUAUUAAGGAAAAAGAAUUAUUUAAGCUUUCUCACAAUGUUUCUCUGUGGUCUGCGUCAUUGCAUCUCAGGAGUCUGACCAGUUGACCAUCACAUCCCUCUGGGUGCCAAGCAUGAUGGGGCCCGCACUGCCACCUGGUGGCUGCCUGAACCCCCUGCUCCUCUGGUUUUCUUGCCUUUCUACUGGAUGGAUUAGGGCCCCUGCCAAGAUGAUCCAACUGCAGCCCACUUUAGGAAUCAAAGGAUGGGGUGGGGGAGAGAGACUUGAGCGAGGACAAAGUGGUUUCAAAUUUUUCCAGUAUAUUUAGGAGCAGAAAUGCAAGGGGCUACAUGACCUACCAGGACAGAACUUUCCCCAAUUACAGGGUGACUCACAGCUGCAUCAGUGACUCACUUCAAUGUGUCAUUUCCGGCUGCUGUGUAUGAGCAGUGGACAUGUGAGGGCGGGGGCACAAUGAAAGAGACAGCGAGCUUGGACUCAACUACCUUAGUUAGAUAAUCUUUUUGAAAACCUACUAGCUAGGGGGUAUGGCGUAAAGACUGAUUUAUUGAAGAAUUGCACAUAGAUGUGAAAUGAAUGUAAUCUAAAAGAAGUCUAGUCAUUCUACCACGCUCUUCACUGAAAAAUCCUCAUUCUUUGAUUUUUUUUUUUCUUUUUCCAUGAUGCAUUGGAUGAUGACAGCCAAACACAGCACCUACUUGGGGUUCCCAAACGUGGGGUCUCAAAUAUUCUUGAGAUGGUGUUGAGUUAUAUGUCUUUUCACUUUUGAUAUAUACACAAGUAAAAAUGUUUCAAAAAAUAAUAAAAUAAAUAAAUACAAAGAA
Galeopterus variegatus (Sunda flying lemur) is the source of this 3017-nucleotide messenger RNA. It is a transcript of the gene SERPINE1, whose product is annotated as serpin peptidase inhibitor, clade E (nexin, plasminogen activator inhibitor type 1), member 1. Gene Ontology annotation, molecular function: serine-type endopeptidase inhibitor activity. The transcript has 9 exons. The record is from RefSeq and is a predicted model, not a curated record. Lineage: Eukaryota; Metazoa; Chordata; Mammalia; Dermoptera; Cynocephalidae. The coding region runs from base 129 to 1337 and encodes 402 amino acids. Gene Ontology annotation, biological process: negative regulation of endopeptidase activity; negative regulation of vascular wound healing; negative regulation of plasminogen activation.